This is a messenger RNA of Gigantopelta aegis, 2858 nucleotides long. Its product is annotated as fibrillin-1-like. The transcript has 21 exons. The record is from RefSeq and is a predicted model, not a curated record. NCBI's taxonomy places the organism in Eukaryota, Metazoa, Mollusca, Gastropoda, Neomphalida, Peltospiridae. Gene Ontology annotation, molecular function: calcium ion binding. Bases 162 to 2564 code for a protein of 800 amino acids.
CUGGAUCAAUGAACUUACAUGUUUAUACGACAUUCACAAAGUUAAAAGCAACAACACUGUCGUGGAUUUCUACUUCAACAUACCCUGUUACGGACUUACCGCUAAUCAAAGAGAUAGGUGGAUUCCAGUGUGUGAGAAUUCCGUGGGUCUAAUAGUGGCGUAUGGUGUGCUCGGAAGAAAAUAGUUCUGUCAAAGUGAAAGAUGCGAUGGAAGUUUUGAGGAAUUUAGUCUUCCUUCUCUUCCUAUUUGGUUUUGUUUCGGGGCAAGAGGGAACCGAAGAACCGUUCGUGUAUCAGGACUUCAAUGAUACAGACUUUUACGACUUUAGCGAUUUUUCAAACACCAACGAUCCAUUCUCCACAAAUUCAUUUAUAUUCUGGCCAGACGCCUCUCAGCCGCAGGGUGAAGAAGACAAUGCGAUUACGAACCCGAUCCUCGCGGAGUGUGCCGAUGACAAUAACCCAUGUGAUCAGAUCUGCUACAAGAUCGGGCCUGAGACGCACAUCUGUGACUGUCUGCCAGGGUUCGCCCUUAUGCCAGAUGGAACCGCCUGCAAAGAUCUGGACGAGUGUAACCUUGGUUAUUGUGGUCAGUAUGGGGAAUGCACCAACACCGCCGGAAGUUAUAUCUGUAUGUGUCGUAGUGGAUUCUAUCUAGACGACAGCGCCAUCUGUGUUGAUUUGGACGAGUGUCUAGACACCGAAAUCUGUACAGGCGACGCUAUUUGUAGGAAUCUGCCUGGCACAUACGGGUGUCUGUGUCAAGACGGCUUCAUUUAUCGGGACGCGGGGUGUUUUGAUUUCAAUGAGUGUGAGGUCGACCCAUGUCACGUGAACGCGGUUUGUAACAACACGGCCGGAAGUUACUCCUGCUCCUGCCAAGACGGCUUCCGGGAAAUCAACAACACAUGCGCCGACAUAGACGAGUGUUCUAACGCGAUGAGUCCAUGUAAAGGGGAGCUGGCUUGUUUUAACACGCAGGGAUCCUACUACUGCUCCUGUCCACGGGGGUACAGGAUAAACGGAACCAGUUGUUUAGAUAUUGACGAGUGCAAGUUCGGAAAACACAAGUGUGACGACAACGCCCACUGCGGCAACCUCGACGGCUCGUACUUCUGUCAGUGUCUCAAGGGAUACAACGGCAACGGAUACGUUUGUUUUGAUGUUGACGAGUGUCAGAUGAACAACGGCUCCUGUAGCCAGCUCUGUGACAACCUUCCUGGCAGCUUCCAGUGCGCAUGCCAAUUCGGAUAUAAACUACUGCAUGACGGAAGAUCAUGUGAAGAUAUUGACGAAUGUGCCAUAGAGAAUGGUCUGUGUUCACAAAGCUGCGUCAAUCUGCUCGGGUCGUUUGAAUGUCGGUGUAACACGGGGUACCAGCUCCACAUCGAUAACAGAACGUGUGCUGAUUUAAACGAGUGCCUGAUGGAAAAUGGCGGUUGUCGUGGAUACUGUGUCAACACAGACGGCUCCUACCACUGCGCAUGUCCAGAUGAGUUAGUCCUGGGGAAGGAUAAUCACAGUUGUCAACCUAUCAGGAGCUGCAGGGACAAGAAUGGAGGGUGUGAACACGACUGCAAGGACUUGGAUUUCACCUUCAGGUGUAUCUGUAGACCUGGCUUUAGUCUGGCCCCUGAUAACAAACACUGUGAAGAUAUUAAUGAAUGUUUAAUGGUCAAUGCCGGAUGUGAACACCUAUGCAUAAACACACCCGGAAGUUACAAGUGCGCAUGUCACGACGGAUAUCAACUCAGACGGAACAGGCACGGGCAGUACGCGUGUGAAGCUACAUGUAACCCUCCGUGUCAAAACUACGGUACGUGCGUCAGGCCAAACGAGUGCAAAUGCCCUGCUGGAUACCCAGGACCCGGAUGUUCGCCUAUGUGCAACCCUCCCUGCGGACAUGGCGGCACCUGUCUGAGAAGCAACACGUGUGUUUGUAAGCGUGGCUGGCGAGGACCAGGGUGUAGAAGAGCACUGUGCCAGCCUCGAUGUCGAAAUGGCGGGAAAUGUAUCGCGCCAGGCACCUGUGAAUGUCCUGAAGGUUACUCUGGAAACAGGUGUCAGACACCGACGUGCACGCCGCCAUGUCAACACGGAGGCCGCUGUGUCCGCGUCAACACGUGCUGGUGUCCCGCCAACUUCGCAGGGUCGCGCUGUCAGAUACCACCAUCACGCUGUAACAGUGAGUGCCUAAACGGCGGAACCUGCGUGGGGUUCAAUCAGUGUAGAUGUCCUGCCGGUUUCAGAGGAAAGCGAUGUCAAAUAUCUACACGAGUCCACUGCCGGCCGCCAUGUUUAAAUGGCGGUACGUGCAUGCCGGGUAACAGGUGCCAAUGUUCAGAAGGAACGCGAGGAUUUCGAUGUCAAACCAGACAUUGUCCAGUGGUGACGUUCACGCAGACGAUGAAGCGAGGUGUACGACGUUCGUUUAAAGAAGCGUACACCGUACCGUGCGGCCGCUUCGACUGGGAUACGUGCACAGCUUACAGGACAGUCCAAAAGUUUGUCUAUAAAAUAGCCUAUAAAGUCGGAUACAGGAGGAAGUGUCGUCAACAUGCUUGACGUGUUAGGUGUGCGGCUUUCUGUCUGGACAUGUCAUCAUUUGAGCUGAUGUAAAACGGGUGCACUAUAGAGCAUACUACAUGAGUGGUCAUUGGAUACCAUUUAUCUUACAACGAGUUGUUUUUGGGGUGUUUUUUUUAUCUUAUGAGAGAAAGUUUGUUAUACACCAAUAAGAAGUUUGUUUUGUUUAAAGAUACCACUAAAGCACACUGAUUUAUUAAUCAUCUGCUAUUAGAUGUCAAACAUUUGGUAAUUUUGACAUAUAGUCGUAGAGAGAAAACCCGCUAAAUUUGU